This is a messenger RNA of Saitoella complicata NRRL Y-17804, 5220 nucleotides long. RefSeq lists its product as uncharacterized. NCBI's taxonomy places the organism in Eukaryota, Fungi, Ascomycota, Saitoellomycetes, Saitoellales, Saitoellaceae. Gene Ontology annotation, biological process: maturation of LSU-rRNA from tricistronic rRNA transcript (SSU-rRNA, 5.8S rRNA, LSU-rRNA); maturation of 5.8S rRNA from tricistronic rRNA transcript (SSU-rRNA, 5.8S rRNA, LSU-rRNA). The coding region runs from base 1 to 5220 and encodes 1739 amino acids. The transcript has a single exon. Gene Ontology annotation, cellular component: nucleolus. The record is from RefSeq and is a predicted model, not a curated record.
AUGGCAAAAACACCAAAUGGACUACCCAAGAGGGGAGUGUCCAAUAACCAAGGCCCAGCAGAGAUCACCGUCGAGUCAUUGCAACUGCACCUUAAACCGAAUAACUCACCCCAAUUCAUCUCGAAGGGUCUCCACCAGCUGCGUCAAGUCGCUCAAUCUGCUGCUUCACAAACUUCGUCCAAAGGACAGGCGAACUUACAGGUUCUUACGGCGUAUCUUGAGGCGUCGGAGGGGUUGAAGGAUGUCUUUACGAUCUGGACGAAUGCGCAGCAGUAUGCACACCAAGCGCUGUACUCAUUGUGCCCGCUCGCCGUCACAGCAAUCCUGAAAGCUUUCUCAAAGGUUGCGAGUACGCAGAGUCAUGGUACAGCUAUUAUCAGAGAAGUCAUCGCUACGCACAUGAAGUCCAUUUACCGCAACAUCACGUCAAAUCGACCAGCGCUCAUGGUUCCGACACUCAAGCUCUUGACAGAGAUGUCUGGGUAUGGAGGUGGGAUUUUGAUUGUGGAGGUGUAUGGCGCGUUCGAUCUGGGGUUGAAGAGUUUGUCGAAGUUGCUGAAUAUGAGGAAGGCGGAUACGGAGGAUAAGGAUGAACGACAACAUUCUACGAGUGAGGAGGAUGAGCCGUCACGGAAGAGGAAGAGGACGGAUCAGGAGCGUCCGAAGAGGGCGCCGGCGGAUGUGAGGACGAUGUUUACGAGGCUGCUGUUGGCGUAUUUGAGGCUUACGCCUAAGUCUAUCAAGACUGAGGUUUUGGCACAGAGGACGAUUAUGUCCGCGCUCUUCAAAGGGCUGUAUAUGGAUGAGCCGGAGCUUGUGAGGGAUGUACUGGAGUGUUUCGCGACGAACGUGGUUCUCGACAAGGAAGUUCCCAAGAACAUCAAAGUCGGCUUCUUCAAUGAGUGGAUGUUGGGACAGGUUGUACAGUUGUAUGGACGUGUCGAGGGUGUACAGAAUGCGGAUGGGAGCGUGACGACUGUCCCGGACAUGGCGCACCAGUUUUUGAUGUUGUUGUGUACGAAACCUGGUGUUGGAGUUUGUUUCGAGGAUGCGGGGUGGUAUACCCCUUCUCUGGCUUCCGACUCGACAACGUCAGGGAAGCGAGUGUUGAAGCUUCAUAACAAGAUUCUCUCCGGUUUUGUGCUUUCUCUGCGGCCGAGUGACGAUGUCCUGCAGCAGGAUUUGUUGUUGGAGAUGUUUAGGGUAUGUCCGGAGUUGGUCGCGCAUUGGACCCUGAACACUAUGAUCUCGUUCGAACCUAAGUUGAGUUCGGGAUGGAUUGCUGGUGCGUCCCUAUUGGCUGCUAUCGUCGAUUUGCCGAUUCCACAGACUGGGACGGGUGUCGAGGAGGGGUUGUUGCCUGAUCUCGGGAGAGUGGUGGAGAACGUCCUUCCAGCACCUUUGACGAAAGCGGUUUUAACGAAGGCUCUGGGCCAUGAGUCGAGUCUUGUGAGAUGCUUUGCGGCGAGGAUGUUGACGGGUUCAUUGAGGAAGUUGCAGAGGGUUAUGGUGUACUACAAUGAACGCUUCUCUGGGUCCAAGGGCUGGAGAGACUUUGAGUAUGAACUCGUGGAAACAGUUUCGAGACGUGUGCCUGAUGUGCAGACGGUGUUGCAGAUGCUCAAGACCACGAGCGGAUCAGGAUCGGCGAGUUUGUUGAUGGAGAGUGUUUUGAGGCUAUUUGCUGCAUAUCUCGAGGUUCUGCCCGAUUUUGCACUGGCGACAAAGAUGGAUGUCGGUAUCAAUGCCGUCAGGGAAAUGUUGAAUGAGGAACGGAGCACGCCGUUGUAUGUCGUCCAGCAACUCCAUGCUCUCAACGUCCUCAGCCGCGUCCCCGAUUUAAAGUGGUGGUCCAAAUCAGGUUCAUCGCAGAGUAUCUUCGCUCUGUUGAUCAAGAUCUAUCUCGGGAUUCCUCACGAACAGGUGAAGGAUCUCAUUGCGGGUAUCUUGAGACAGUUGGUCGGUGCGACGAUGGUGUUCCAGACUAUGACGGUUAUGCAGCCGCUCGAUGCAUUACUGGAGACGCUCGCGAAGGUGAAGGAUGGGAAGGGUAAGGAUGCUGUUGUUGCGUAUGUCGAGGACUGUGUUGCGAGAUGUAUGCAGAAGCCGUAUCAGUAUCUCGAUGAAGCUGCGAAGCUUACUGUUGAGGCGUUGAAGAGCGCUGAGAGCAAAGCACAGGAAGGAGCGUUGGCCAAAUUAGUUAGAAGGGAUAAGGAGAGGGGCGUAUGCACGAGUCCGUUGGUUGUGACAUUGUUUGACCAGUUUGGGUUCCUGAGGAAGAAUGAAGGAGUCAAGAGUGAGGAGAAGGGCGCAGUUUCUGGAUUCGUGGCCACAUAUGUGCAGAAGUUGGUUCUCUUGGGUGAGAAUGUGGAUGUUGCAAUGGUGUUGUGUGAGCGGACGCUUGGGGGUGAUGAGUGGACGGGUGUCUUUGAGACGGCCCUGAAGGGUUUGAAGGAAGUGGGUGUCAAGGAGUCGCCAACAAACGGUGCGGGUGCACAGGAUUCGGAGGAUUUGGGUAUGCUACAGGCGAUCAUUGCUAAGACUACGGUUUAUGGCGGGGACGUCAAGCCUGCGUUUACAUCGCUUGCUCGCCGCCUACAUGCUUUAAGAGCAUACCCUGCCAAGUUCAAGGAAGCGAAAACUGCGUUGGUGUCUGAUCACUACUUCUCCGAGCUAUUCUUAUCGACGGCCGCACCAGGUAGUCCGGCCUUCUCGACUGAGCUUGUUGAUGUGCUGAAAGAGUUCUACAGCGAGAGUGACCGUGAGGUCCUGCAGUCAUUGUUUGCGACUAUGGAAAGGCUGGCUGGAAGCGUGUGGUCUGGCGAGACAGUUGUGUAUGGUGCUGAGCAGAUGAGAUACAUCCUCAGUGCUACUACUCAUAUUUGGACCACGAAGCAAAGAGCGGGAUUAUUGAAGUUGGCUGUGGCAAGAAUUGAUGCAACUGCAGUUGAGGAUGCUCAUUUGGAGUUUGCCGGCACGCUGCUUCAGUUCAACGACUAUAGCAAGACCGUGUCUGCGUCCGAGGUGAAUGUCCUGGUCAAGUUUGCUGGACAAGGUUCGGCUAGCUAUAUCUCGGCAUUGGCGGAAUAUUAUGUCUCGUGGUCUGCGGCUGCCUCAUCCGAUGCUUUGCAACAAAUUGAAGUCCCUGGCGACCUUUUGACGGCACUCGAUGAAAGCAAGACUGCCUUGGUCAAGGCCCUUUUGAGAGGACGUAAGGACAAGCACGAGGAGUUGUCCACCUCAAUUACGCAGAAUGGAAUGGACGCCACCAACAAGCAUCUUCUUGCCGUGUUUGAGACUGUGCUUGACGAUGCCUCUGUGAACACCAAUGAAUCUGCGGUGCGAUACAGUUGGGUCGAAAGUAUUUCUCCCGCACUGAAGGCGGCUUUGGAGAAGGUUGUUCGUGCUUCCGUCGACCAUUUGUUCGACGCGUUCUUGGCGGGCAACACUGAUGAGCAAGAUUGUCAUGUUCUGUGCAAGGCUAUUGAUCUUUCACCUUCCCUUGACCGGGUUGAGAAGAUCAAGUUGGUCUUGGGCCAGGACAGACCAAGUUUGUUGACUGCAAGCUUUGUCAAGGUCCUACGGGCUUUGCGGGAGGGCGUUAUUGAGCGUGACGUCCGGUCGUCAUUGGCUGGUUGGUACAACACUGUCGCCAAACGCUUAACUCGUCGCUUCGCCGAGGAUGAUGUCUUGUCUGACGAAGUUCUCGACUUUCUUACGGAGAUGGACAUCUUCCUUCGCGGUACCAAGGUUCCCUUUGCAUCUACCAUCCAUCGUGGUUUGCUCGAUCCCGUUGUUGAGGCUGGUUUGAGGAAUCACAUCACCGUCCUUCCCGUGAUGAAAUUCUUGACAACCGUGGUUUUCGAUGCUUCACUCGACAUGCUUACGGUGACGAGGGCUUCUGCCAUUGUCCUCAACAAUGCCAGGAGCCCACUUUCUGUGUCUGGUACUGGUCAGGAGCAGGCCAUCGAAGAAGCAUUGAAGCAGGAAACCGCGUUGCUCUUGCACCGCCUCUUUGUGUUGGAUCCUCUUAGGCUUUACAACGCAGCAGUGGUUGACAACCUCUUGCGGAUGUACAAGGGAUCUACCUCAUUCAUGGAUAUGCUCAUUUUGGAUAUUUUGAUGGGCUAUGAGCAGGAGCAGGCGCAGAGCAUCACUGCCCGCUUUGGAGAAUGGGUUGUUACUGAGUUGGAAUCGGAGACUUUUACCGACGGUGCUACUCAGACGGCGCCCAGGGUGGUUAUCUGCGAAGAGACGGCGUUGCGGAGUAUCCUUAACUUCCCGAUUCAGAUUGACCGUCCUUCGAAGGAUAAUAUGCAGUCACGAGCUGAUUGUGAGAGGUUUGUGGAGAAGUCGCGUCAGCAGACUUCGGAGAUCAUCUAUGAUCCUCUGUUCAUGUUGCCCGUCAUUGCGUCAUACAUGAGGAAAGCCGAGCAGUCCUUGGAGCUGAGACGCCUUGUAGAAAGUCAUGCCUACGGUUACGUUGUUGCUGCUUUAUCUUCCAGCGAGGCUUCGGUACGUUCCAUGGCUUUGCACAUCCUCGCAGACUUCGAUGGACGCCUUGACGAUGCGAUGAUUCGCGAAAGACACCAACUCAAGGUCCUUUUGUCAUCUCUUAAGAACGCUCUCCCUGAGGUUGAGGACGAGCCCGUCCAGCUCGCUUCUGUGGUCGCUGUCUUCCUUGCGCUGUCCGUCCAGAUCGUCGCCAACCCAGGCCACUUCCUCUACGAGAAGUUGAACCGCUUCCUCUUGCAGAGACCUGCCCUUGAUCUUGACGAUAUCCCGAUGUUCUACACUUUGAUGAACUCGGCGGAUAAUUACCAGAAGGAGGUCAACUGGCUUCUGAGGGUGUUGGUAGCAGGGUUGAAGACCAGCAAGGACUUCUACCUUUACCGCCGCCGCCAUGUCAUUGAGCUCUGUCUUGGUUUGUACAGAUCGUCUGUGAUUACGCAGGUUACAAAGACUCGUGUGCUGGAGUUGUUAUGGACUGCAGCGGGCAUUCCCGGAGUUAAUACAUCUCUUGUUACGAAGUUCGGAGCCCUGGGGUGGUUGCAGCAGCAUGAAGCAUUUGAGGAUGAGACUCAGGAGUCGUCGCAGGACCUUAUGUGGUCUAGACUUGGUACGAGGUUGGUGGUUGCGUCUGAUAAAGAUCAGCUAUCUCGAUGGUCUCGAAUCGGCGUUCGUUCGAUCCUUCAGGCAUUCGAACCAACGAUUAUAUAA